UUCUCUACCACUCUUUAAUGUAACAUUUAAAAGAUUAUAUACCAAUAAAACCUUAACCUAAGGUUGAUACCAAUUCUUAUGUGAUCAAAAAUACACCGUCAAAACAAAAUUUAACAUGUCUCGCUCAUUCUUAACCCAAAAAAGCUUGAAAAAAAGUAGGAUAAGUAGGCCCCAUAUUCAUCUCAUUUUCUACCACAUAAAGAGUAAAUACCCAUCAAUCCAUCUUCAAUUCAAUACCUAAUGAUUACAACCCCCUUAAAGAGUUAGUUCUUGGGCAACAAAUCAAGCCACAAAACAUCUUUAAACACCCAAAAAAAUGGCUACUUUUAUUUCAUCUAACUCAUUAAUUUCUUCACCAUUUUCCCUUAAAAAACCUUCCAACAAUUCUUACCAAACAAUCCCUUCAUUUGUUCUUUCAUCUUCUAAAUCUUGUUUGUUUUCUCCAUUAAUCAGUCAUUUAAAUUCAUCAAACUUUUCUGGGUUUCCAUUGAUUUUUAGGAAUAAUAACAAUAAUGUUUGGAAAUUCAGUAUUAAUGCAAGUGGUUUUUCAGAGAAGAAAAAAGUGCUAAUUGUUAAUACAAAUAGUGGUGGACAUGCUGUUAUUGGGUUUUAUUUUGCUAAACAACUUUUGGGUUCUGGUCAUCAAGUCACUUUUUUUACUGUUGGUGACGAAGGAUCUGAUAAAAUGAAAAAAACUCCUUUUAAUCGCCUUUCAGAAAUAACAAGUGCUGGAGGAAAGACUGUGUGGGGAGAUCCUGCUGACAUUGGCAAGGCAAUAGGUGGUGGGGACACUUUUGAUGUGGUGCUUGAAAAUAAUGGCAAGGACUUUGAAACUGUGGGCCCUGUGGUAGAUUGGGCAAAGAGUGCUGGUGUGCAACAAUUUUUGUACAUAAGCAGUGCAGGAAUAUAUAAGCCUACUGAUGAACCUCCCCAUAUUGAAGGGGAUGCUGUUAAAAGCAGUGCCUCACACGUUGGCGCAGAAGAAUACAUUGCUAAAAUUUUUGGUAGCUGGGCAAUCUUCCGUCCACAAUAUAUGAUUGGAUCAGGAAACAACAAGGAUUGUGAAGAAUGGUUUUUUGAUAGGAUUGUCCGAGACAGACCAGUUCCUAUUCCUGGGUCAGGAAUGCAACUGACAAACAUAAGCCAUGUUAAGGACUUAUCAUCCAUGCUUACUCUAGCAGUCGAAAACCCAUCUGCAGCAAGCGGAAACAUCUUCAAUUGUGUAAGUGAUCGAGCAGUUACCCUCGAUGGGAUGGCCAAACUCUGUGCUCAAGCUGCUGGUCGCAGUGUCAAGAUCGUGCAUUACGAUCCAAAAGAAGUCGGAGUUGAUGCCAAGAAAGCCUUUCCUUUCCGCAACAUGCACUUUUAUGCAGAGCCAAGAGCAGCUAAGGAUAUCCUAGGAUGGCAGAGUGCUACUUAUCUCCCAGAAGAUCUAAAAGAAAGGUUUGAGGAGUAUGUAAAGAUUGGAAGAGACAAGAAUGAUAUAAAGUUCGAGCUUGAUGAUAAGAUACUUGAAUCAGUCGGUACCUUAGCCUAAUUAGGUAGAAAUUAGGCGGGGUGUUACACAAUGUUCUGAAUGCAUGAUUUUUUUUUUUUUUUGUAAUUAUGAGUCAUAUUAUAAGGAAGCUUCAUAGAGGGUGCAAAUUUUGGUAUAUGCUCAUGUAAAACUUUGAAAUAACUAUUUUUCCAAGAUCUUGGGAUGCCUUUAGUCUUC
Molecule: messenger RNA, 1714 nt
Organism: Amaranthus tricolor (Joseph's coat)
Lineage: Eukaryota; Viridiplantae; Streptophyta; Magnoliopsida; Caryophyllales; Amaranthaceae
Product: chloroplast stem-loop binding protein of 41 kDa a, chloroplastic
Exons: 6
Coding region: 317-1537 (406 amino acids)
Biological process (GO): rRNA processing
Cellular component (GO): cytosol
Molecular function (GO): RNA binding
Source: RefSeq, a predicted model, not a curated record